This is a messenger RNA of Hibiscus syriacus, 378 nucleotides long. Its product is annotated as paraneoplastic antigen Ma6E-like. The transcript has 2 exons. Bases 1 to 378 code for a protein of 125 amino acids. The record is from RefSeq and is a predicted model, not a curated record. NCBI's taxonomy places the organism in Eukaryota, Viridiplantae, Streptophyta, Magnoliopsida, Malvales, Malvaceae.
AUGCAGGAAAUCAUAUCUGUGAACGGAUACAGAAAAUGGGGUAUUCAAGGAGUAGAAGGAGCAGGUGGUGGAGAAAGGAAUGGAAUAGAAGGAAUGGUGGUUGGGAUUGAAGGGAUGCUUGGUAGAGGAGACAGUGUAGGCAAAGUGGGAAAAGUAGGCAUGCUUGGAAGUAGGGGAAGAGCCCCUGGCUUUGGCAAUGCUGGAAUCGUUGGGAUUGAUGGCAAUGGCGGCAACAGGAGGCAGUGUAGGCACUGUGGGAAAGUAGGCAUGCUUGGAAGUGAAGGAAGAGCCCCUGGCUUUGGCAAUGCUGGAAUUGUUGGGAUUGAUGGCAAUGGCGGCAAUGUUGUAGGUAAAGUUGGCAUUGGGGGAAAUUGCUGA